Mycena indigotica is the source of this 1332-nucleotide messenger RNA. RefSeq names its product Indoleamine 2,3-dioxygenase. Bases 19 to 1332 code for a protein of 437 amino acids. Lineage: Eukaryota; Fungi; Basidiomycota; Agaricomycetes; Agaricales; Mycenaceae. Gene Ontology annotation, cellular component: cytoplasm. Gene Ontology annotation, biological process: 'de novo' NAD+ biosynthetic process from L-tryptophan. The transcript is spliced from 3 exons. The record is from RefSeq and is a predicted model, not a curated record. Gene Ontology annotation, molecular function: metal ion binding; heme binding; indoleamine 2,3-dioxygenase activity.
UGUUCUCUCUUCUCCCCCAUGGACGCUACCUUCCCGGAAAUUCCGCCCGACCAUUUCUUAUCCCUUUCCCGGCUUGAUGGGCUGCUGGGCAUCGCGGAGAGUACUUACGACACUUCCACCCUUGCUGCCCAUGAUUUCGAUGUCGAUAACCGGACGGGGUUUAUGCCACCACAACCUCCACCCGCACGAUUACCGGAGGCGUUUGAACAUUGGGAGGAGGUGCUCGACGAGGCCAUCAAGAGUGGCUUGCAGCUUGGCGACAAGCCAGGAAUAACCCUAGCAGAAACAGAGUGCUCUGAGAAAUGGCGGAGGAGUGUCCGACACCUCCCCAUCCUACCCAUAGCCGACCUCAUUCGCUCGGAAACGAAUCUUCGCCGGGCCCACCUCGUUCUCGCAUGGGUCAUGCACUUUUACAUCCAUUCGCUGCCCAGCGACAUGCCAAUCAUUGUACCCGCGGCAAUAACCGUCCCCCUCUUCAAAAUAUGCACUCAGUUGCAGCUCCCGCCUGUCCUGACCUACUCAGACACGGUCCUGUAUAACUGGCGACUGAAAACUCCGUCAAACAGGGUCACACCCGCUCUAGACAACCUCGUCAGCAACACCCUCUUUACGGGCACAAAUGACGAGCAGGAGUUUUACCUCACUUCAGCUCGGAUGGAGCUACGCGGGGUCGAAGCAUUGGACUUGAUGCGGUCGACCAUGGACGAGGCUUUUAUUGGCGACACGAUUGCCAUUCGCCGUAUAACGGCUUACCUUCAGCGCCUUGCUGUUGUCAUUGACGAAAUAAAGGCACUCUUCGCUGGAGUCCGCGACGGCUGCGACCCCUGGAUCCUGGCAAGCGACGAUGGGAGUUUGAAGGGCUCGACAGCGACCCAAACUGGGUUUAUCCGACAGAACUCUCUGGCCCCAGCGCGGGCCAGAGCUCCCCUUAUCCAUGCAUUAGACGUGUUUCUUGGUGUGCACGAGUUUUCGCAUGCGCCAGAUGGUGGCUCGCGACAGCCAUUCCUCGAGCGAAUGCAACUCUACAUGCCCCGUCACCAUCGCAACUUCCUUGACCACCUCACCGUCAAUCCGCGGCCGUUGCGCGCCAUCGUUAUGGGUGCUGAGAGCAACGAGGAGCUGGUUACCGCCUACAACCUUGCUGUGCAGGCGCUCAAGCGAUUCCGCGACUACCACAUCACAAUAGUCACGGCGUAUAUCAUCCAACCCGCCAGGAAAGCAUUGGUGCGUCCCGAGCCGUCGCAGGAGCCAUUGAAGGGGACUGGUGGGACAGAUUUGGCUAGAUUUCUGAAGUCCGUUAGGGAUCAAACGGCGGCAGCUAAGAUCGAAUAG